AUCGUUGAAAAAAUGGCGGCUAUUUUGAAAUUCGUUGAAAAUAGAAUAUUGAAGAAACUGUUCUUGUAGUGUACAUAUAACGCUAUCAUUUGUUUGCAGAGUUGAAGAAAUCACAGUUAAGAAAUGUACGCCAACGACGAAAAUAGGUAAAUGUGCCGUUAUGGCGUUAUGUAAAGGGUUUUGGCUGUUAAACUUGGUUGUAUUUUACUAUUUUUGACAUUUUUUUCUACAAAUUAACUUAGUUUGUGUUUUUAAGGGAAUGUUUAUAGAUGUCGUGGAAAACGAAACGCUUUCGAAUUGAACACCUUCUAUUGUCCAUUUGGGAAAAACCAUGAUCUACUAAAAUCCCAUGUUGUUUGGUGUAUUAAAUAAUUAAAAAAUAAUAUGUGGUGCUGAAUACCAACUGAAAAUCUUGUCAUUCUUAUUUUUAGUGAGCCCAGCAUAAGAAAGGGAAAGCGUCGUUCAUCUGUAAGAAUAUACUUAAAUUAUUCUUGGCAACUACCAUACCAUACCUAAGUAAAUAAUGAAUACAUACACCAUAAAAAAACACCAAAUAAUAAUUAUUAUAAUAAACAUGCCAUUAAAUAUUUUCAUUACUUGGGUAUGGUGUUGAACUGUAAGGAUAUGUGUUGUCAUCAAAUUUUGUGGCUAUAUAUCACCAAGCCGUAUUAAAUAACCACAAAAUGACAUUAUGUAUGUGAAUUUGGUGGCAAAAGAGAAGGGUGGAUGUAGGCUUGCCAGUGUGGAAAGUUUGUAUCGCACGGCGGAUAUCUCCGGCGCGCAAUUUUGAUGCUUUCUAUAUAUUUUCUAUUAAAUUUUCGCCGCCGCGCAAUUUCCAAACUUUCCAGUCAGGUAGGCUUGUCUAAUCAAGGGGGUGACUUUUUUUUGAGAGGGUGUGACCUCCUUGACCACUGUAAUGUAAAUCUCAAAAAUGGUAUAAAUCAUGAAAAUUUAACAGGUACAUUGUCUGGUUGAUGUUGGGCUUUCUUGAGGACUGCCAACCUUUCCCACACACACAAAAUAUGCCCAUGGUAAUGGACUUUUAUAUUAGCUCAUUAAGUUUGUAGGGCACACUUUGGUGUAAGGAACUUUGAAAUUAAAAGAGGAGAUACAGUAUAUUUCAUAUUCUUAAGGGUUAAUAAAUAAAACUUGUAUUGUAUGUAGUUCUGUACUGUGCAAUAUAUAACUUUAGAUAUUAAAGAUUCCAAAGUCUCCAGGUUGUGUAUUGGAUGACAUUGAUCCAAAUGCUGAGGUAUAUUUAUUUAUAAAUUUUCCUUUAUGAUUACUUGUUGAUCAAGUUGUGCAUGGCAUAGAACUUUUUACAAGUUUGACUUGGUUUCAGAAUGUUGAGGAAACUGCUCAGAGGCCAAAGAAAGCCCGAAGAUCAUCAAGUCGGCGUGUCAGCUUUGCCGAGACAUGUCAAAUAAAGUAAGCACUGCCCAUCUGUUCUGUGAAUAUACAGUCUAGCAUGAAUGGACCUAUUCCCUGAUGAACAAAAUCUGGACAAAAAUUUCAUCACAGCUUGAAAGAGCAUCACAAAAUUAGUAAUAUUCCCAGGUUUCGUUGCGAAAUGUUGCAAAAUGCGGAUAAUAUAGCCCUUCAAAGUUUGCCGUUUUUCAGUUAUUUUGUAUUACGCGCGGGAAAUUGAUACCUUUUUUCAGAAAGCCAGUAUCAAUUUCUGUGCUGAGUGGUUAUAUCACUACCUUAAAAAAUAAGCAGAAACUCGACGUUUCGAGCGAAGGCCCUUCGUCAAGAGGGUAAUACAAAAUGACUGAAAAAUACAUAUAAUGUAUGUUAAUGCGUAAUACAAAAUGACUGAAAAACGGCAAACUUCGCAGGGCUAUAUUAUACGCAUUUUACAACAUUUCGCAACGAAACUUGGGAAUAUUACUAAGGCCAAAAAAAAAAUAUGUGGGUUUCCGGUUUCCCGACCCUACCUAGCUUUUGGACGUCGAAAUCCCGACCCUAAACUUUUUUUAUUGGAUCAUGCUUGUAAGUGUUUCCACUUAGAGGGAAAAGUUUGUGGAAAAUUGAAAUUUGAGGCAAUAUUAGGGAAAUUUAUCUUUGGAUGUGGAAGCACUGACUAAACAAAAUGGCGUCCGCUUGUUCGGAAAAUUAAAAAAAAAGUUUUAAAAAAAAAAAGUUAAAACCGACCUACCCUACCUAAGUUUUUAUAAGAAGAAAACGGAGACCCACAUAUUUUUUUUUUGGCCUAAUUUUGUGAUGCUCUUUCAAGCUGUGGUGAAAUUUUUGUCUAGACUUGUCUAGAUCAAAAUUUCGUUCAUUAGGGAAUAGGUCCAUUGGGUUUAUAAAUUAUACAUGCAUGCAUAUGUGUACAUUUUUAUAAAACUUUUUACUGUAGCUUUUGAAGAGCAUUUAUUAAAGCAGAAGUUUAUAUUGUGAUCAAAAAUGAGUUGCUAUCACAUUGAAUGAAACUGAUGGGGGUUAGAUGUUUCAACUUUUCCUGAGGGAAGAAAUCAGAGCAGCCGGAGAAAAAGUCUACAAAUUUUGGCAGAGCGUUAACUGACUUUUUUUCACAUGAGUCUGUAUCGAGAAUGAAACCCAUGAACUUAGAGAUGCUUGCUCUGAUGACCACGUAUGUCAGGGCUUGAAGUAGAGAAAAAAUAUGGCUUGCCAGUCUGAAAAUUUUUGGCAGGUGAAACAAAUUUUAGCCUGCCAUUUUUAUUCAUUAGACUGCCAAAAUGGAAAUCUCUCAUAUGAGUCAUAUCGUAAAAAUCAAUGUUUUCAUGAUACGCAUUUUUAUUAUUUUUAAACGUGUCUAUUUUACUACAGUAAACUUGGAUUUAUAUUUCAAAUAUAAACUUAUUUAGUCAACUAAAUGAUCUAGUAUAUAUAUAUAUAAUAAAGUUGUGGUAAGCAAAUGAAAUGAAGUAUAUCUAUAGAAUUUCACCUGCCUUUUUUUAACAUUUUACUUGGCAGAGCAUUGGGCUAGUAUUCCAAAGUUCGUAGGUUCGAUUCCCACCGUGGCCAGGCAUAUUUUUCAAGCCUGCCCGGUGUGGAUAUGUUACACUCAGAGUAACGUCACAAGCAUCAUAUUCACCUGAGUAUGUACAGUCAUUUAUACUCCAACACAGAAAAAAGUUCAAAUUUGUUUUAAAUUGCCUGCCAUUUCUAAAAUAUGGCCAUUGGCAGCCGCUCUUUCGAGCCCUGCUUAAAUGUAAGCUCACUGAUCUUUUAGAGAGAUUCCAAAUAAGGUGUUGGAAAAGAUGGAUCCUGACGAGUUUACAAUUAAUGAGGAUACUUCUGGUUAGAAAUAAAUCUGAUUUUAUAGUAAUUGCUUUCUUUCUAAUAUUUUUACUUAUAUGACUUGCUCGAAUGAAUAAUCUACUACGCAUUUUUUGUAUAGUGCCGCCUUCGUUUCUCAAUCUCGAAAGCACCCGGGACAACAGGUAAAAGGCGGUGUGGAAUUUUUGGUUUCGACAUGUUUAAUCUCGAAUACUGUUGCAGAAAGUGUUUCAGUUCUGUAUUUUAAUAGUUUUGCCGAAAGAAUCUCAAAGAUUAAGAUUUUCACUUUUGCUAACAUAACCUGGGAUCGUCUAAUCUUGCAACAUUUUUAUUACAAGAAGAGUACAAAGUAGAAUCCGGUUUGAACAGUAAAACAGCAAGACAAGUUGUAACAGCCGACAUUUUGUUAAUUAGACCUUAUAUAAUUAAUUACCGUUUAUUCAUUUUUGACCCAGUGGCCUCGUUUUCGUGUUUGCCAGUUUUGACAUGACAGGCGCACAUGAAGGUUAUAUUAGAGAGAUUGAGAUACCCCGAUUUCGGUGUACGUGUACGGGUAGCAUGAUUUUGGUUAGCAAUAUUUUCGUCGAUGUCUGUACCUUUACUCGUAAUUAAGGUGCACAUUUUUCGCAUUAUGUCAUUGUCUAUUGCAAGAAAACAGAAAAAGUAUGAUCGAAUUACAGACAUCAGUAAAACAAGAUGACACUACUCGUACCCGUACACCGAAACCGGGGUAUCUUAACCUCUCUAUUCCCAUGUUUCCCUCACGAUUUGGUUCCUGGUUGAUCUUAAGCCCAAUAACAAGUAAGUUCGUAACCCUGUUGUGCACGAAACACAAGUAAAUACCUGACACGAAUACGAGGCCAUUGCCCAUUGGGUCAAACGUCAAUAAACGGUAAGGUCUAUUUCCCUUUAUAUUUCUCUGACGAAAUGUGAGCGUAUGCUAGCAAAAGUGAUCUGUAUCUUCUACCUUUUUCAGUGUGUACAGACCAGCUGCAUCCACUCUCGCAGGUAGGUAGAGGAACUUUCUGUUCGUAAGAAUGAAGCUCGUGUGUCAAGGAUGGUGUAUUCAAAUUUCGAACGAUAUAUCCAUUAUGGCCGCGCUUGAUGAAAUAGCCUCAGUAUUCGUUUUACGCAGGGACAUAUUAGGGGCACUGCAGUUAAUUCUAUAUAAAAAUAUUAUAAAUUAAUAGUUCAGCAUUGUUUUUACGGGAGGACGAUGAGGAUUACGUCUCAAAUGUAAGACUUAACGAAAAGUAAUGUCGUCUUAUUAGGAUUGCCAUCUCUUCUAACCAGUCCUAUUCAGGAGUCACCACCGCAAAGAUCAAGCUUUCAUGAGGUAAAGUUAUAGUAUAAGAAAAUAUUGUUGCAAGGCGUUUUCCAGCGGAUUUUGUUACGGUCUCUUUGCCAGUGCCGGACAAGCGACUGUACAAUACCUAUACAAUUAGUCGUGGGUAAUUAGUCGACCUCAUGUCUGUGUUUUCUUUUGCGACUAGUUGUCACCUGAUAAUGGAGAAAAUCAACUGGAUUUUACACAGUUUGACCAAUCAACUGUUUUCACUUCCAAAUAUUCCGUGUCAAAUAAGGUAGGUGGGUGCGUUAAAGUCCCCCCCCCCCAUGUAGUUUUAGGAUUCGCGUAUUAUUAGGAUUCCCAUUGACGUCCGGUGCGGAAGGAUGUGGUGAUGGAGAACUACGAAUGACAGCAACAACAACCAACAACAACAACCAACAACGACGACAACAACAACUUAUGCAUGACAGGCACGUAAGUGACGGCAAAAGAUCCAUAAAAGGGACCAUAUCCUUAAAUUGCCUGAAAAUCUAAAAAAAAAUUUUAGAAAAAUAUUCGAGAAAAAUAAUCCGUUUUUGUCCGUUACGUGAAACUCGACUGAAAAAUCUGAAAAUCCUAGAAACUCCCUGUGAAGAUUGUAUAAAUCUCCAUAGCUCGUGCGCUUUUCGCAGCGAUACAUUCGUUGAAGGUGUCUGAAGUGUUUAGUAUACUACUGUAUUCUAAAUAAUCUAAAAGCUCACUCAUACUCAAAGAGUGGAGGUUCAAUCUGAGCUUCCCUUGAGUGUCAAUGCUGUUUUUGAAUAGCUGGAGGGUGAGCAGUCACAUAGUAAGGAACGACACUAACCUUCCAGCUAUUCAAAAACAGCAUUGACACUCGAGGGAAGCUCAGAUUGAACCUCCACUCUUUGAGUCAUGCGAGUGUGAGUGAGCUUUUAGAAUACAGGCGAUAUAGCAUUCAAAUUAUAACAAUAAGGUUAAUUUCUAAAGUCUUUUUUUAUACAUCCUGUAGUGUUCACACGAGGAAGAUGAUGAACAGUUAGACUUCACACGCAGUCAUGGUGCAUAUAUUCAAGACAAUCGCAUCCACACCACUGUCCCUCAAGACAUGAUGGAAAUGACAACAAACUACGACGGCUGGGAAUUUGAGCAGUCCACUGUUCUAACACGACAAGUUGUAGCGUCCAAGGUAAGUCUGGAAGGAGUUGGCUUUGCAGUCCAGUUUAGGUAGUAUUCUAGUGGCAGUAGACCCAUUGCACAUGACGUCACAGCGCCGGUGACGAUGCAUCUGGAGGACAAAUUAGCAAUCUAUGCAUAAUAUAACUUUUGUAAACAAAGCAAAUUUUGUAAAACUUUAUAAUAAUUUUGUAUUAAAAUGGUUAAUUUUCGCGCUGUAUGUGGUUGUUGUACCCGAACAGAUAUUGUUAGGGAGCAUCUGGAGGACACUCUAAGGAUUUGUGACGUCAGUGCAAUGGGUCUAUUCUCUGGUUUCAUAUGACAUCACGUGAUGGUCAAUGGUCUGUGUCUAGGGCAAAGGAUGGAUUUUAUAUUGCUUUAUAUUGGCUUUAAUAAUAGUCGGAGAAGUAAUUUACAUAAGAUGCGUUGAUGUCAUUUUGUUUCAUUUUACUUGACCUCAGUUCAGUGAUUGACCCCCACUUGAAUAAAAUUAUGCUAAAACCUCACAUCACAUUAAGUUUAUUUCUUAAAUCGCAAAUAUCAAAAUAUGACAUAAAUUCUUACUGUCGAUGUUUUUAGGUUGCAAUCUCGAAUCAUGGGCAGAUGCAAAAAUUGAACGCAUCGAGUUUCUUGGACCAACUUAAGGUCAACGCCUCGAGUGAGAAUUUUGAAAGAAGGAACAGUUAUGACACAUUUCAAACGUCAAGAAAUGUACAAUGUCCGAAACUAGACGGGACUUCAUUUUUAAACCAACUGAGAACUUCCAACAAUGCCAGUUUCCAACCACAGCAGCAGAGAGACACGAUCAGUAAUCCUUCCCGUACUGAAGCACAUUCAACAACAUUUCCCAUAACGGUGAGUGCAUUGCCGUUACUGAAAGUCAUGUUGCGAGGCAAGGUCAGAAAAUAGUUCGUACUAUUUCAGAGCCCGCUGAAAUAACGGCCGGCGGUCGGCGGUUUUCCGACCAAAUUCCAGUUUUCCCGACCAAAUGCUGAAAUGAUCGGAAAUUUCGUCUGGACAAAUGUUGAAAAAAAAUGAUAAUCUGUUUUUUUUUAAAUUAUCGGGUCGGCGCUCAGCACAGCGAGUGCAGUAUCUAUAGUCUUAGAUUAUCUAUACUAGUCUUAUAUAGAGUAAUCAACUGGAAAGUUAUCAAAGUUUCUUCGAUCAGAGUAUGCUUUAAACAAAGUUUAGUUAACUUAAAUGUGUGACAGUGCAUGAGUUACGAGUCAGAGUGACUGCUUUCAUUGUUGUUAAUUUGACGACCUGGGAGAUAAAGAAUGCGUUUCCUCGUCGUUUCGAGCAAAGGCCCUUCAUUAGGACAGUUAAAUAGGCUGUUUAUUACAAGUAGAGUGAUUUACUGCAUGCUUGACAGAAUUUACUCAACGGAGGCGAUCAAACUAAACUAAAAAAUUUCCGACCAAAUUUGAAAAUUUCCGGUCAAAUUUCAUUUUGCUUGGAAGUUUUGCCGGACAAAUUUAAAAAUUAUAUCAGGCUCUGCUAUUUAAAACACGAGCAAGAGUGCUUUAUCAGAUAUAUCUUAUAUCUGCUGGUCAAGCACAGGACUGCUUGUGUUUUGAAUGGCUUAAAAACGACCCAUCUUAUGAGUUCAUUGGCGAAGUAAUUUUAAAAAUCAACGUUGUCUAAGCCGAGAAAAUCAAGGCUAAAGUUUAUGUAAUUUACAUGAUUUUUUAUCACAUCAAACCACAGACACGGUAGUGAUUUCCUAUGUCUUUUCCUCAUGAAUAAAUGAACUUUUUUAAGUACUAGAUAAAACAUGAGCAGCCGCUCUGUAUCUGAUAUACAAACUCGAGCCGAAGGCGAGAGUAGUAUAUCAGAUACAGAUUGGAUGCGAAUGUUUUAUCGUACUUAAAAAAUGACCCAUCUUAUGAGUUCAUUGGCGAAGUAAUUUUAAAAAUAAACAUUGUAACCCACAGGUGUUUGGAUCAGGCCAUCCAAACACGGAAAUUUAAAGUGCCUUCGCGGGAAUUUUAAAAUUUUUUUGUUAUUUUAUAAAACAAUUACUUUAUGGUUCUCGUGUUUGGAUGGCCUGAUUCAAACAUUUGGGAAUGUUGCUCGAGUUAAGAAAAGCGCGCAAAAUCACUCACCUUCGGCUCGUGAUUUCGCGCGCUUUUCUUAACUCUCGCAACAUUCCCGCGUGUUUGGAUCAGGCCAUCCAAACACGGAAACCAUAAAGUAAUUGUAUAUUGCAGCGUCGCCAACUGUUAAGGCCGGAGAAGCGUUGAAGCGUUGACAAUGUAUUGUUUUCCUUGAUUUAGGACACAUUUCCAAGAACAAUUACACAAUCUCCCAAAAUAGAUCAAUCGUCAUUCCUGAGCCAACUCCAAGCUACUAGCAGUUACCAGCAGAGGGUUUCAAACAACAAACCUUUAUUUCCUCAGUCAAAUUUACACAGCACAAUGAUGGUAAAUAAUCUCUCUUAAUACUAUACAUAUGAUUAACAAGUCCUUAUAUAGCGUUUCUCCUUUAUACGGUUUGUUUUUGGCAUUCAUAGAGGAAAGAAGAUAAUCUCGAUUUCACGCAAUGUGUUGGUAAUGGUAUUCAGGGAGCCAGGUUAAAAACAAGCGAUGGUAAUGAUGAUGUCACGUCUAACGAAAUGGAGAUGACUGCAAACUACGGUAACUGGAUGGAGUCCGCCACUCCUGCAGCAGCCAAGAACAAUCCUAGUUUAGGCGGUCAGGUAAUUAUCUGAAGAAAAUGAAGGAAAUUAUGACGUGAUGGAGCUUGCAUAUCUGAUACAAAGAUCAUGUUGAUUCCCAUUUUUAACACCGAAUAAUUAUCGUUCCUGCAUGUCCUUUUAAGAUUAAGAAUAUUUUCAUCAAGGCGAAAUGCGAGGCGUAAAAAAAAUACCUGUGGUUCCUGUUUCAUAUCGUGAAAAAAUUAGGGUCGGCCGUAGGUCGGAAAUAAAUUUUUUUUUGAAUAUUCUUUUCAUGGUUUUGGCGAUUUUUUGCUGGGCGAUUUGCAGUAGAGUCCCGACAUCAAUAUCAAACUAGGGAUGCGUAUUUCCUAUAUGGACGAAUUUAGGCAAUUUGGUUCAAUAAUUAGUGUGACAACAGACGCCAUUUUGGCACGCUAUAUGAGCAGCCCGCAACCGCCUGGAGAAAAUAGGGUCGCACGGUCAAUCACGUUGAAAAAAUAAUAGGGUCGGCAGAAAAAAAUAGGGUCGGUCGGGAACCGGAACCACAGGUUUUUUUUUUUUACGCCCGAAUACCGUUGAUGCUAAAUAUUGUAUAUAUUAUUAUAAGUAUAAUAGCAUGGCAUUCAGGGCGAUUAGUGAUUAAAUGUACCCGAAAGCCGAGAGACGUUUAGUAAUAGCCUGAGGUACGCUUUUGUCUUCUAAAUUUCCCUCAUCAAGCAUGCAGGGAAAAUUAGAAGACAAAUAAGUCUUUUGUUUUCAACAACUAAAUUUCCCGGGGAAAUUUAGAAGACAAACGCAUAUGCAUGGGUAAUGAGGGAAAUACGUGAUUAAACGCCCCUGUUGAAACGGAAGAAACCGAGGCUACCAUGUAAUUACUUUACUUUUAUCUUGAUUGUCUCAAUGUACUUUCCAGCGUUCACUACAGAAGAACAACGAUUUGGACUUCACCCGAUGUCAUGGUGGUAACAUCCAACCAUUUCCUUACCAACAUUAUGAUGAUGCAGAUAGAACAACAAAUCAAAUGGAAAUGACAAGAAACUAUCAAAAUUGGGAGCAACAACAGACGUAUAUGGUUCCGCUACAAAGAAAUGACAUCAGCCAUAAGGUAUGAUACAUAUUGAGUUCAGUGCACUGAGCUGGAUGCCCAUUUCCAAUCAGGAAAAUUUUCCGCAGAAAGAAAUUUUUGUAGAAUGUGAUUGGGCUUCACAAAUUUUCCGUCGGAAAAAAAAUUUUGAAGAUGAAAAUUUUCAACUUUUAACAAUGAUAUUUUCGGAAAAUUUUCUGUCCUUGGAAAUUUUUCUUGAGUGGAAAUGGGUCUUAAGGUUCCAUGUAGAUUGGUAUAUACUGUACCAGGCCUAGGCCCUUUAGUUAGAACGACAAACUUGGCCGUCCAAAAAGUACCGUGGGUGCGUUCACCAAUUCUCGUGGUGGUGGUAAAAAAACGACAGCGCUUGAAAAUAAAUUACUCGGCAAACGGCAGUUAACAACUUUCGUAGUAUUCAAGAAAUACAACAACGUUUGUAUGUUGCCAUUUAACAAAAAUAUUUUACUUAGACCGUCGAAGUGGCCGUCUAAAAUUGUUGUUUUUCAAAAGUAGCCCUCCAUAGGACAGUUAGAAUACCGUGUUACAGAUCGCCAGCGCUGAUAUCUCUUACACUUUAAUGGACAACUUGCAUGUUAGUCCAAAUUUUAAUCUAAGUAAAGAGAAAGGAAUCAAACACCACAGCUAAAAAUAACAUAAUGAAAUUAUUCAAAUUAGUAAAAUUGCAAUAUUUGGUUGCGAAAUGUUGUAAAGCGUGGAAAAUAUAGUCUUGCAAAUUUUGUAUAUAUGUUUGUAUUACGUGCGGAAAUUGUUACCGUUUUCGGCUCACAAAUGGUAACAAUUCCCGCACGUAAUACAAACAUAUACAAAAUAUGCAAAUUUCGCAAGGCUAUAUUUUCCGUAUUUUACGACAUUUCGUAACCAAAUUUUGCAAUUUUACUAAUUUUAAUAUGUUCUUUACGGGAAUUUACUUUUUUUUUGCCUAGAUCAAAAAGUAGUCUAACUUGCAAAUUGUCUAUUGCUUAUGUAGAUAAGUUUUCACUAUUCUUCACAGCGUUCCCCAGAGAAAGAUGACAAUUUAGAAUUCACCCAUUGUCAUGCUGGAAACAUAGAAACUGCACAAUUUCAAAUUGUUGACGAGGAUAUCACAGUAAAUAUGGAAAUGACAAGGAAUUAUGAAAAUUGGGAACAGGAGAAACCCAAUAUGAAUUCAGUGCAAUUGAAGACACCGAGAAAUUGGGAACAGGAGAAACCCAAUAUGAAUUCAGUGCAAUUGAAGACACCAAGAAAUGACAACAAUUUGCGUUUCAUAAACAAGGUACAUUUUAGAAUUAGUUUCUAUCCACAUUUCUGAGUUGGAUGUUGCAAGGAGAAAUUUCUGCUGAACACUGACGUCACAAAUCCUUAGAGUGUCCUUCAGAUGCUCCCUAACAAUAGGGAGCUUUAGAUUUGACUACGAGUACGACUACGAGUACGAGAUUCGUCAAGCUAAACGCAUGCUGUAUGCUUACGCCAUCCCGUACUGACGCGAAAAAGUCGUAGCCGUCGCCCAUCUGAGUACGAAAUUGUGGAGAAACCUCGUAGUCCUCACGACGACUUUUCAAAAAAACCCAAAGAAAGUUGACUUUUUUUUGUUUUCCAAAAAUAAUUUGUAGCAUUUAUAUAGCGUUUAUCCGGCGCAAAUAAUAUGUUAGUGCUAAAUAUCUGGCCUGUUUUUAAUGUUAUGACUUAUUUACACGUUUUGUAGGGGAUUUUAGUCGGCAGGAGAUUUAGUUUAUGAAACUUUUUAUCUAGUUGUUGGUUUACUGUUAUAAAAGCAACAUCUGAAUGGAAACGAAAACGAAUAGGUAAUUUCCUCGCACGCGAUCAAAUCUCGUACUCGUAGUCGUACUCGUAGUCAAAUCUAAAGCUCCCUAAUAUCUGUUCGGGUACAACAACCACAUACAGCGCAAAAUUAACCAUUUUAAUACAAAAUUAUUAUAAACUUUUACAAAAUUUGCUUUGUUUACAAAGGUUAUAUUAUGCAUAGAUUGCUAAUUUGUCCUCCAGAUGCAUCAUCACCGGCGCUGUGACGUCAUGUGCAAUGGGGCUAUACACGUUACGAUAGGGUUGAAAUGAAAAACAGAUUUUACUCAGUCAUUCUAUUUCGUUAUUUACAGCACUCACUAGAGAAAGAUGAUAAUUUAGAAUUUACUCGUUGCGAAGCUGGACGCAUAGAAAUUUCUCAGUCUGGAACUGUGUGUGAAGAUGUUGGAGCAAAUCAAAUGGAAAUGACGAGAAAUUAUGAAAAUUGGGAAGAGGAAAAAUCGCAUAUGAUUCCAGGGUCAAGUAAUGACAGCAAUUUCCGUUCCAGAAACAAGGUACUCAUUGAGAUGGGCCUGUUUUCAUAAAACAUGGACGAAAUCGCAGCGGGACGAUUUCGUGGUGGGUCGAAAUCUGGGUCGAAAGUUGCCAGACUGCUCUUGGGUUGACAGAGAAUCGACCGUCUUCAGACCCAGCUGAAGCCGGAUGAAUGUACUGUAAACACCAAAUAUUUUCGAACCUGGAUUUUAGGACCAUAGUACUGAUAGUAUAUACAUGUGCUGAACAGUGAUUUGUAAGACUGCAUUUUCAAAAUAAGCGAAACGGCGAAAGAGACUACUAAAUUCUCGUUGCGCGCUCACGUCGUCCUAGUCUCGCGUCCCGGGUUCGACAUUAAAUAAACUGUCCUAUUACUUUGCAGCGUUCGCCAGAAAAAGGUGAUAAUUUGGAGUUUACUCGUUGCCAAGCUGGACACAUAGAAAUUUCUCAGUCUGAAACUGUCGAUGAAGGCGUUGCAGGAAAUCAAAUGGAAAUGACGAGAAAUUAUGAAAAUUGGGAACAAGAAAAAUCGAUGGAAUCCCGGACGCCAAUGAAUGCCAACAAUCUUGUUCAAAAGGUUUGAAAUACUGUAUUUUAGAAUUGAAAGUGAAAUAAACACAAGUAUAAGGCUUUCUUGGCCUUAAUUUAAUGCACAGUUGUGACUGCCUAUAUAUGUAUACCGUAAUAUAGAUUACAGUCUGACUGAGUUUUGAAAAUACAUUAUAAUUGUAAUAGCUCAGUUAGUUAACCAAGUUUUUUUAACAAAUUGAGGGGCGGUGGCUCCCAUGCAGUGAAAACUAUUUCAUUAUGUCGGUAGUUCGAGUAUUUAGAGAUUUUUUUGUUAACUUCCAAGGUGUCUGAGAAAAUAUCAGAUGUUCCAGCCAAUCGUCUUGGAGACGAUCUUGACCGUACAGCUAGCGAGAAGAUCAAUGCUUUGAGAGAUGUAGACAUGCCUGCAAGUCAGAUAUCUAUGCCAAUCAUGGUGAACGCUUCGAGACUUGAAGAAUUCUCAGGAAAUCAAACAUCUUUGAGUCUCUCAAGACAGCUAAAAAUGUCAGAAAAACAGACGUCUACUAAGCCAAUGGCGAAUGCUUCAAGAGUUGAAGAAUUGUCAGGAAAUCAAACAUCUUUGAUGAAUGUCUCAAGACAGCUAAAAAUUACAGAAAAUCAGACAUCUGCCAAGUCAAUGGCGAAUGUUUCAAGACACGUGGAAAUUACAGGGAAUGAGACGCCCAAGGUGGCGAGACGUGAAGAAGUAUCAGAAACGCAGAAAUCUACGAUGAAUGUCUCAAGGUUUAUCGACAUGUCAGGAAAUCAAUCUUCUCUGAUGAACACUAAAAGGCAUCUGGAGAUAUCAGAGAGUCAAACAAGCUUGGUGAAGGCUGUACCACGCGCGACCUCGUCGAAAGUUACCAUGGACAAGAACUUUCAACGAUUUGAGGUGAGUGUAGGGACGAGGUCGCCCCACCUGUGAAAACAUGUGUUUAUUUAUGAAUAUGUAAGCUAAAAACGAAGAUAUAGAAGCGGCGGAACGUCAGGGGUGGAAAACUAGGCGAGCACUGCUCGCAGGAAAUGUUAAACAGCUGCAGGAACUUCGUUUGAAUGAAGAUCUGCUAUUGAAAAUUUGAAGGAAACCUAACACCCAGGUCCCACUAUCGGCGCAACAACAUAUGGUUGACAGACAUUAUUCCUUGAAUUGAAAACCAUGGUCAGCUAGAACACUAUAUGUUUAUGCACAUGCAGAAUACUCCGUCGUUCUGCAGGAAAUUUUUGGUUGUGCUGCCAGGUUGUGCUGCCAGGAAUAAAAUUAUUUUUUCCUGCCCUCCGGAACGUACUAACCGUUAUCUUUUGAAAUUUCAGAUAAAGAUGCCAAUUUCAAGAACUAGCAAAAUCCCUGUCUUCAAAUCUCAAAAAAAGCAUCCAGCUAUAAAAUCUGAAGAGAAACCUUCCAAACUACAAGUUGAUUUAAACGUUGGUAGCAAAGCGCCGAGUUCAUGUGCUCAAGAUGUGACCAGCACCAGCGGGCAACUAUCGCAUGUCGUCGAUGUUGGCAAACACAAACAGGAAG
Molecule: messenger RNA, 13813 nt
Organism: Paramuricea clavata
Lineage: Eukaryota; Metazoa; Cnidaria; Anthozoa; Malacalcyonacea; Plexauridae
Source: the annotation of a GenBank genome assembly